This is a messenger RNA of Cajanus cajan (pigeon pea), 916 nucleotides long. Its product is annotated as protein FLOWERING LOCUS T. The record is from RefSeq and is a predicted model, not a curated record. Lineage: Eukaryota; Viridiplantae; Streptophyta; Magnoliopsida; Fabales; Fabaceae.
GUGUAUAAGAAAUCAAAAUUUUGUGUAAAAGUAGUUUAUUUUCAGUGUCUUGAUCGAUCAUGCCUGGAGGAAGUAGGGACCCUCUGGUUGUAGCGCGUGUAAUCGGGGAUGUUUUGGACCCUUUUGAAUGUUCUAUUCCUAUGAGGGUCACGUACGGUAAUAAAGAUGUCAGCAAUGGAUGUGAAUUCAAACCCUCACAAGUUGGCAACCAACCAAGAAUAAAUAUCGGUGGAGAUGACCUCAGGAACUUCUACACUUUGAUCGCUGUUGAUCCUGAUGCACCUAGCCCAAGUGACCCCUAUUUGAGAGAAUACCUCCAUUGGUUGGUGACUGAUAUUCCAGCAACAACGGGGCCUAGUUUCGGUCAUGAGGUUGUAACAUAUGAAAGUCCGCGACCUACGAUGGGGAUCCAUCGUGUAGUCUUUGUGUUAUUUCGGAAACUGGGCAGGGAGACAGUGUAUGCACCUGGGUGGCGCCAGAAUUUCAAUACCAAAGAAUUUGCUGAACUUUACAAUCUUGGAUUGCCAGUUGCUGCUGUCUAUUUUAACAUUCAGAGAGAAUCUGGUUCUGGUGGAAGAAGGUUAUAUUAAAAAAAAUACUUUAUAUUAUAAAAUCAAAUAAAGAAGUAAGCUUCGUUGAGGGUUUUAGAAAUAUUAGCAAUUCCCUACCAAAUGGGUCCUAUUCCUUUUCAACUUAACAUAUACAGAAAUAAGUUACCAGCUCAGUUGGGGUUAGCAACAAGUUAUCUACUUAUAUACAUAAAUGGAACGGAAGCAUAUAGGUUCAUAUUUUUUUCUGAUAUGUAUAAUAGAUAUAUAUGUGUGAAUCAAAAACAAUUUGAGCAUAGCUCAAGCUAAGUGGCAGAAUAUUUAUUCUUUUUGUUGUACAAUCGUGUUUUAAUAUGACUAGGUUCAAU